Messenger RNA from Eriocheir sinensis (Chinese mitten crab), 2349 nucleotides. Its product is annotated as complement factor H-related protein 4-like. Bases 337 to 2349 code for a protein of 670 amino acids. NCBI's taxonomy places the organism in Eukaryota, Metazoa, Arthropoda, Malacostraca, Decapoda, Varunidae. The transcript has 11 exons. The record is from RefSeq and is a predicted model, not a curated record.
GGGAGAUGAGAUGCGCCUCCAGGCGUAUGCCCCCGUUGAUUGAUUUUCUUUUCGUCGUAUAGAGUAGGCGAUCACUUCUUUCUGCCCCUGAACAUUUUUCGUUUCUUUUUAUUUCCUUUUUAUGUUCAAACAUUCCAUGUUUCCUCUUCUUUAGUAGCCUCUAUUCACUGAGCAAUUAUUUUUCUUUUGCCUUUGUCAUAUUUCAUUUUCUAUUUUUUUUGUGGUAUAUAGUUUCCGACCAUUUCAUUCUGCCUCUGCACAUUUCUCGUUUUCUUCCGGUCAGUGUGUUUCGGCAAGCCCGAGGUGGCCAAUGCGACGACAGACUGGAGCGACACCAUGUGGACAGUCGGGGAGAGUAUCAACGUAACGUGCAACGACGGGUUCUUUGACCUCAACGAGAACACCGACAGGCGGAACAUGACGUGUACUGACGAUGGCUGGGAAGAAUUACAAGGCUGCGUCCGAGUGUGUCCGGACGACCUGGAGGUGGGCAACGCGACGGUAAAGGAGAAGGGCAGCGUGUGGGAAGUAGGCAAAAAGAACACGGCCACUUGUAUCGACGACUACCUCUUCGUGAGCGUGAAGAACUCAACGCUGGAGGUGGCGUGUACCGAGGACGGGUGGGAGGAGACGGAAGGGUGUUUGAAAGUGUGCGAGGGAGAACCUGAAGUCGCCAAUGGAACUACGAACUGGAGUUCUGACGAAGUGUGGCCCGAGGGUUCCCACGUCCAAGGCACAUGUGACGAAGGCCUCUACCUGCACCCCAGCGUAGACACUCAGCAAAAGGUAGUCUGCACCAUUAAUGGCUGGCAGGACGCGACCCCCUGCGAACAAGUGUGCUUCGAGGACCCGGACUUGUCGGAUGAGCACGCGUUUUGGAACAAAGACACGGACCCUGGGCGGCUGGGGGACGAGGUGCCCGCCAGAUGCAUGAACAACUACUACAACGAGGCCUCGCUUAAUGAGACCAGCACCACCGUCCGCUGCACCCCUGAUGGCUGGGAGGCUGUCCAUCCCUGCAUUCUGUCGUGCAGAGAGCCUCCGAACUUUGGAAACUUGGCCAUCGAUUGGGUGGAAAGGAAGCCGGGGAUACUGGACGAGAAGGUGUGGCUUGAUUGUCCAGAAGGUUACCGCAACAAAGACAACCUGACCCAAACCACCACUCUCGUCCGCUGCACGGAAGACGACUGGGACCACGUGGACACCUGCGUGCAAGUAUGUGAAGAGGACCCAGACACUGCCAAAAACAAGAUAGUGUGGGAAUUCGGCCAUGUAGGGGUUGUGAUGAACGUGGUGGAAACAGAGUGCGAGGAGAACCACUACAGCAACAAGACACUCACUGACAACACAACCGACGUGAUAUGUACCGGGAAUGGUUGGGUAGUCCCGUAUCCCUGUGUACGAGUUUGCAGCGAGCCCCCAGACUUCGGAGAUGUGCCCGUGGACUGGGGGUCGCAGGGCCCGAGGAGGAUAGCCGAUAAGGUGUCCGUGGACUGCCCAGACGGUUACCGCAAUAAUGACACACUCACGUCCUCCACCACCACUGUCAGCUGUACCCUGGACGGAUGGGCCCACUUGGACGCCUGUGUCAGAGCAUGCACAGAGGACCCUGAUGCGGAGGCAGCGAAAAUAAAGUGGGAAUCGGGCUUCGUGGCGACUGUGGAUGCGGCGCUGACAGUGGACUGUCGUGAAGACUAUUACAGCAACGAGACCCUCAACGGUACCUCCACGCAAGUACGCUGUCUGGAGGCUGGCUGGUGGGUCGUCCAUCCUUGUGUGAGAGUGUGCACCAACACGCCAGACUUCGGUGACGUGACCUUGGAAUGGGACGACGAGAGAGAGCCUGGGCGAGUGUCUGAUGAGGUGACGCUUGCUUGUCCAGAGAAACACAGGAGCAACACCACUCUGACCUCCCACAACACGACGAUCAUUUGCACCCCUGACGACUGGGUGAACGUCGACCCGUGUGUGAAAGUGUGUCGUGAGCGACUGAACAUCAUCAACGCCCAUUCCAACUUCGACCUGCGGACCUGGACGGAGGGGCAGGAGCUUCUAGUGGUGUGCCUCCGCCAGCACCGCGUGUCCCCCGACACCUACACCUACACCGUCCCCUGCACCGAGACAGGCUGGCUCAAUGUCACCGCUAACUGUUCCUAUUGGCCAACCAUCUUCAUUAUGAAGCCGUACGAAAGACUGCAGGAGGUGAUGAGUAUCUCCCCUGCACACCGAGUCAUCAGAGAACUGCUGGGCACCCCAAAGCUAAGGACCACUCUCUACACUAGCUCUGCUGGCGUUACUUCUCUUGAGUACCCGAAGAUACAGUGCCAUCCUGGCGUCAAGCCCUCGUGA